AUGAUUGCCCUCAAACGCAGAGCCAGCACCCCCCCUGUCGAGCCUGUCGAACCUGUCGAGCCAGUUGAGCCUCCCAAGAAGAAGAGAGUUCUGAGCAGACGCACGUGCACAGUCUGCGACACAAACAAGGGCAGCAAUCAGUUCCCCAGCUCGACCAAGGUGUCCUCGCACGACCAUGGAGCCAAUGUCUGUCGUGCCUGCUACAUGACCCACAUCCAAGUCGAGAUCGACUCAAAGAUGUGGGAUCAGGUUGCUUGCCCAGAGUGUGCCGUUCUCUUGGGUUACGAGGAAGUCAAGAACAUGACGAACGCUGAGGACUUCUCAAAGUACGACGAAGCUGCCUUCAGAGCAGCACUCUCCGCAGAUGCAGAGUUUCGCUACUGCAUGUCUACUACCUGCAAGUCCGGUCAUUGCCACCCAGCCGGCAUUGAUGAACCCACAUUCUGUUGCAGAGAAUGCGGCCACAAGCACUGUGUCAGCUGCGAGGCCAAUUGGCACGAAGGUGUGACUUGCGCUCAGUAUCAGGACACCCUUCAGCGUGCUCAAGAAGAAGAGGAGUCCCAGCAGGAGGUCGCAAAGAUCUCAAAGUCUUGUCCUAAAUGCCGCGUGCCUAUCCAGAAGAACAACGGCUGCGAUCAUAUGACAUGCUCCAGAUGCUCUUAUAAUUUCUGCUGGAUCUGCUCCGCUGAUUACAUGCCCAUUCUCAGAAGUGGUGCUCAUCAUCACAACAUGGGUUGCCAUUGGUACAGACCAGAUCCAUUUGCAAGACCAGUCGCUGCACCUGCUGCACCCGCUACUAUCUAG
Molecule: messenger RNA, 804 nt
Organism: Aureobasidium pullulans EXF-150
Lineage: Eukaryota; Fungi; Ascomycota; Dothideomycetes; Dothideales; Saccotheciaceae
Exons: 3
Coding region: 1-804 (267 amino acids)
Biological process (GO): protein polyubiquitination; positive regulation of proteasomal ubiquitin-dependent protein catabolic process; ubiquitin-dependent protein catabolic process
Cellular component (GO): ubiquitin ligase complex; cytoplasm
Molecular function (GO): ubiquitin conjugating enzyme binding; ubiquitin protein ligase activity; zinc ion binding
Source: RefSeq, a predicted model, not a curated record